Molecule: messenger RNA, 882 nt
Organism: Nerophis lumbriciformis (worm pipefish)
Lineage: Eukaryota; Metazoa; Chordata; Actinopteri; Syngnathiformes; Syngnathidae
Source: RefSeq, a predicted model, not a curated record
AUGGCAACCCUCGCGCUGAGGUCCUGUCGUAGAGGACUUUCACGCUUUUUAAGCCAUGGAGGCCUCGCUGCUUCGUCUUCCUCACACUUGAAAGGUUUGUCCGGAGAGCGGAGGCAUAAAUCCACAGUCCAGUAUGCCACCAGGCCGGAUCUUCCCAAACUGGCCUACAGGAAGAUUAAGGGCAAGAGUCCAGGGGUGGUCUUCCUGCCGGGCUAUGGAUCUAACAUGAAUGGACAGAAAGCUGAAGCAUUAGAAGAGUUCUGCAAGUCACUAGGACACUCGUGCCUCAGGUUUGACUACACAGGACACGGGGCCUCCGAAGGGGUCCUAACAGAGGGGACCAUUGGCACGUGGAAAAAGGAUGUCCUUUAUAUGCUGGAUGAAUUAGCAGAGGGUCCACAGAUAAUUGUGGGUUCCAGUAUCGGAGGUUGGCUCAUGCUGCUGGCAGCCAUUGCGCGUCCGGAAAAGACUGCUGCCUUGGUGGGAAUCUCCACCGCCGCCGAUCACAUUGUCACGUCGUUCAACUCUCUUCCACUAGAGACCAAGAUGCAGUUUCAGGAGAAGGGCGAGUGGACCAUACCGAGCAAGCACUCCGAGGAUGGCCUCUACAAGUUCAGCAUGGACUUCUUGCGCGAGGCCGAGAACCAUUGCGUGCUGCACAGCCCCCUCCCAAUCACGUGCCCCGUGCGCCUCAUCCACGGCCUGAAGGACGAGGACGUCCCGUGGCACAUCUCAAUGCAGGUGGCCGAUCGCGUGCUAAGCACCGACGUGGAUGUCAUCUUGCGGCGCUACGGGCAGCACCGCAUGUCAGAGAAGGACGACAUCAAGCUCAUGGUCUACACCAUCGACGACCUCAUAGACAAGUUGACGACUAUGGUGUGA